CAAUAAACUUUUCAAUUACAUAGUAUGUAUUCAUAAACGAAACUUAGGACCUAAUAAAAGGUUACGAUUAAAUUGAAAUAAUUAGAGAAUGUCGUCGAAGAUAUUAUACAAAGAUUGCAGAGAAAGCUCGGCAUCUGGUGUUCGCAGCUGAGUAUUAUAUUAAGAGAAACAGAAGAGAGAAACUUCAGGGAGAAGAGAAAGCCAUCAUCGGACAAUAAUCGCUUUUAUGGGUGUUCGUGUGGUGAACCGUGAUAUUAGAUAGCAGCCAAGUGCGCAGAACCACAGUCCUCAAAUCGCACAACACUCAACAUACUCGCCGGUUACUUGAAAACUCUUCCUCUUUUUCCUAUCUCGUUGCUACGUGAGAACAAAUAUAGUAACGUUGGACUCUGUAGCAUAACACGUUUACUAUCUGGUCUUACUCCUCGAGAAGUCGGUUAAUAUUUUCUGAUGGAACGUUUAAGCUUUAGGUGCUACGGGCUUUUCUUUGCUUUUAAAACUGGUGGACGAAGUGGAGGGUAUUUUGCGACGAUUGUGAUAUGCGAGAUUUUAAGGAUUUUAGAAAUGCGACAGCUCGUGAAAUCACGUUCGGCAGGAGUAGUAAAAGAAGAAGAGCUUUUUGAACUUCCAUGGCGUCCACAACGUUACUAUCAAUUGUUCCAUGACGAAGCGAAUAAGAAGAGGAAUAGAAGUACAUCGAAAGAAGAGAGGAGAAGCUUUGUAUGCGGAUUACGAAUUCGCAAGAACCGUCAAUUUACUCGAACUCCAAAGUGGUAUGGUUCUUGCAAGUAUAUGCGUGUGUGUGUGCGUGUGUGUAAAGCAGUUUGUGCACGUAUGCGUGGUCCUUAGAUUUCCUCGUAAAACCAGGACGAGAGUGGGCCUCAACCAAUGGCAGUGGAGGCAUGGCGCUCGAGGUGUGAAUUAUACAUGAGAAUAUAUCCUUCCGCACCCUUUCUCCAUCUCCGUUGCACCCUCUUUCUCCGACUCCUCGUCCCCUUUCACUCUAUUCGACCUUUCGCUAACCAAUGGUUAUCUCUUACCCUUAUUUGCGCCUCAUUUACAUACGACCAUAUGCUCGUACGUAUGCAAAAUGUAUCAACCCACCGUCGGUGUUCACGGGGGAUACAUGGAGAAUAUUUUUCGAUCGUGGAAGAUGGAGAUGCGUAACAGAAAACGAACCUAUUUUUUCAAUUGAUCGGAAUCGCUUUUAAAUAAGAGACUUGGAUUAUGAUUGAUGCUUUUUGAUCUUGCAAUACGGUAGAUAGUGGAGGGUAUAGGAUUAUUUUGGGUAAGGGUGCACAGGUAACAUUUACAUUUCUGAAAUUUGUAAAUUAUUUUUGAAGUUUCGGAUUUUCGAGCUUUCAAGUUUUCGAGUUUCA
Messenger RNA from Megachile rotundata (alfalfa leafcutting bee), 1379 nucleotides. RefSeq lists its product as uncharacterized. The record is from RefSeq and is a predicted model, not a curated record. NCBI's taxonomy places the organism in Eukaryota, Metazoa, Arthropoda, Insecta, Hymenoptera, Megachilidae.